This is a messenger RNA of Cercocebus atys (sooty mangabey), 2885 nucleotides long. It is a transcript of the gene SLC9D1, whose product is annotated as transmembrane and coiled-coil domains 3. Gene Ontology annotation, biological process: proton transmembrane transport; potassium ion transmembrane transport. Gene Ontology annotation, cellular component: membrane. The record is from RefSeq and is a predicted model, not a curated record. The transcript has 15 exons. Gene Ontology annotation, molecular function: potassium:proton antiporter activity. NCBI's taxonomy places the organism in Eukaryota, Metazoa, Chordata, Mammalia, Primates, Cercopithecidae. The coding region runs from base 392 to 2500 and encodes 702 amino acids.
UGCGGCUGGGCCGGAGUCCUGGGCGGCGGUGCUGGGCGAGGGCGGUGCUGGGCAGGGCGGCGACCGCUCCCUCCCGGCCCUGGUCCCGCCUGGGAAGGGAUGCAGGGAAGCCCUUGGGCGCUGCGCUCCGAGGCAGGAGACGGUGUCCCCCUCCGCGCCUCGACUCCUGGCGCCUCAGAGCCCGGCCCAGGCCGCGGAACGGUGAUGCUCGGGCCGGACGGGCGGGCGCGGCCUCCUGCGUCCCGGUCUUCCUAAAGAAAGAAAGAGAAGGAGACUGAAUUGGGAUGAUAACAGAAAGUUCUAGAGAUCCAGCUGAAAUGUGUAUCUGAAAUGCAAGCUCACCGGGGCAGAGACCUGUGGAUUGCCGUACGCUGCCCUCCGAACCUGGAUCAUGAAGGUGUUGGGAAGAAGCUUCUUCUGGGUGCUGUUUCUGGUCCUUCCCUGGGCAGUGCAGCCUGUGGAGCACGAGGAGGUGGCGCAGCGUGUGAUCAAACUGCACCGCGGGCGAGGGGCGACCGCCACUCAGAGCCGCCAGUGGGUCCGGGACAGCUGCAGGAAGCUCUCAGGGCUUCUCCGCCAGAAGAAUGCGGUUCUGAACAAACUGAAAAAUGCAAUUGGAGCAGUGGAGAAAGACGUGGGCCUGUCAGAUGAAGAGAAACUGUUUCAGGUGCAUACAUUUGAAAUUUUCCAGAAAGAGUUGAAUGAAAGUGAAAAUUCCGUUUUCCAAGCCAUCUAUGGACUGCAGAGAGCCCUGCAGGGGGAUUACAAAGAUGUGGUGAACAUGAAGGAGAGCAGCCGGCAGCGCCUGGAGGCCCUGAGAGAGGCUGCAAUAAAGGAAGAAACAGAAUAUAUGGAACUUCUAGCAGCAGAAAAACAUCAAGUUGAAGCCCUUAAAAAUAUGCAACAUCAAAACCAAAGUUUAUCCAUGCUCGACGAGAUUCUUGAAGAUGUAAGAAAGGCAGCAGAUCGUCUGGAGGAAGAGAUAGAGGAACACGCUUUCGACGACAACAAAUCAGUCAAGGGGGUCAAUUUUGAGGCAGUUCUGAGGGUGGAGGAAGAAGAGGCCAAUUCUAAGCAAAAUAUAACAAAACGAGAAGUGGAGGACGACUUGGGCCUUAGCAUGCUGAUUGACUCCCAGAACAACCAGUAUAUUUUGACCAAGCCCAGAGACUCAACCAUCCCACGUGCGGAUCACCACUUUAUAAAGGACAUUGUUACCAUAGGAAUGCUGUCCUUGCCUUGUGGCUGGCUAUGUACAGCCAUAGGAUUGCCUACAAUGUUUGGUUAUAUUAUUUGUGGUGUACUUCUAGGACCUUCAGGACUGAAUAGUAUUAAGUCUAUUGUGCAAGUGGAGACAUUAGGAGAAUUUGGGGUGUUUUUUACUCUUUUUCUUGUUGGCCUAGAAUUUUCUCCAGAAAAGCUAAGAAAGGUGUGGAAGAUUUCCUUACAAGGGCCGUGUUACAUGACACUGUUGAUGAUUGCGUUUGGCUUACUAUGGGGGCAUCUCCUGCGGAUCAAACCCACGCAGAGCGUCUUCAUUUCCACCUGUCUGUCCUUGUCGAGCACACCCCUCGUGUCCAGGUUCCUCGUGGGCAGCGCUCGGGCUGACAAAGAAGGCGACAUUGACUACAGCACCGUGCUCCUUGGCAUGCUGGUGACGCAGGACGUGCAGCUUGGGCUCUUCAUGGCUGUCAUGCCGACUCUCAUACAGGCGGGUGCCAGUGCAUCUUCUAGCAUUGUCAUGGAAGUUCUGCGAAUCCUGGUUUUGAUUGGUCAGAUUCUUUUUUCGCUAGCGGCGGUUUUUCUUUUAUGUCUUGUUAUAAAGAAGUAUCUCAUUGGACCCUAUUAUCGGAAGCUGCACGUGGAAAGCAAGGGGAACAAAGAAAUCCUGAUCUUGGGAAUAUCUGCCUUUAUCUUCUUAAUGUUAACGGUCACGGAGCUGCUGGACGUCUCCAUGGAGCUGGGCUGUUUCCUGGCCGGAGCGCUGGUCUCCUCUCAGGGCCCCAUGGUCACCGAGGAGAUCGCCGCCUCCAUUGAACCCAUCCGCGACUUCCUGGCCAUCGUUUUCUUCGCCUCAAUAGGGCUCCACGUGUUCCCCACAUUUGUGGUGUACGAGCUCACGGUGCUGGUGUUCCUCACCUUGUCAGUGGUGGUCAUGAAGGGGCCAGAAUCUAUGAUGAUCGCUGGGCCACUCCACCAGCUUUUAGCUGCUCAGCCCAGAGACACGCAUCUCUCUUUUCUCCUGGCGGUGCUGGUCCUGUCUCUCAUUCUGCCGAGGAGCAGCCAAUACAUCAAGUGGAUCGUCUCCGCGGGGCUUGCCCAGGUCAGCGAGUUUUCCUUUGUCCUGGGGAGCCGGGCACGAAGAGCGGGCGUCAUCUCUCGGGAGGUGUACCUCCUUAUACUGAGUGUGACCACGCUCAGCCUCUUACUCGCCCCGGUGCUGUGGAGAGCUGCAAUCACGAGGUGUGUGCCCAGACCAGAGAGACGGUCCAGCCUCUGAUGCACGGAGAUGAUGGACCUUGGAAGGGAAGCAUCUGUGGGGAGUGUGCGCUUAAAUGGCCAGCAGCUGCUCCUUAAAUGGAAGCUCGCACCUUGGCAACAGAACAGCUCUCUAGCAAAGUGUCGGUGCAGUCGUGUUAUCCUGGCUUUUACAGAAUAUUCCUGUCCCAUUGUAGAAUUUUCCAGAGUAGUUUAUUUGCAGUCAGUUGAUUAUGUGCAGUAGACCCGGGACGCUGCAUUUUACCAGUCGCCUUGAAUGUGUUGCCUGGAUGUGCCUUUUUUUUCCCUGAAAUUAAUUAUUAUUAAUUUUCUAUUGUGAGUUCAUCAGUUCAUAGUUUUUUUAGUAAAGAAGCAAAAUUAAAAGACAUUUAAAAAUGUGCAACUUC